UUCCUCCCUGGUAACUAUCCAAUAUGGUGGACAAAGAGGACGCUAUCAGACAUAAUAUAUAAAAAAGUACAUUGUUAUUCGGUUUAAACUCUAAAGAAGUACAAAAUAAAAGGUUCACACUACGAACGAUAAAAUGUCAGCAUCUAAGAAGACUAUGGCAACCGUAAAAGAGGCAAGGGAGCUUUACGAGCUGAAAGAACGUGCUGCAAAAUUUUACGCGGAAAAUGGCGUUCCACAAAAAAUGGAAGAAAUUCUUAAUUCGAUGUUCUAUGACAAUCCUGCAGAUGUAUACGGGCACUUGGCAAAUUACUUCCAAGGAUUUUCAAGGACACCCACAAUCACAAAGGUUCGGGCCAGGACAGCGAUUGAUGGCAAAGGUCAGAACUCUAUACAGACUGACAUAUUUUUUGAAAACAAUAAA
Molecule: messenger RNA, 421 nt
Organism: Mercenaria mercenaria
Lineage: Eukaryota; Metazoa; Mollusca; Bivalvia; Venerida; Veneridae
Product: enolase 4-like
Exons: 3
Source: RefSeq, a predicted model, not a curated record